Heterocephalus glaber (naked mole-rat) is the source of this 4002-nucleotide messenger RNA. It is a transcript of the gene Rnf141, whose product is annotated as ring finger protein 141. Gene Ontology annotation, biological process: protein autoubiquitination. The record is from RefSeq and is a predicted model, not a curated record. NCBI's taxonomy places the organism in Eukaryota, Metazoa, Chordata, Mammalia, Rodentia, Bathyergidae. Gene Ontology annotation, molecular function: ubiquitin-protein transferase activity.
CGGGCAACGUGCCCUCGGGCUGGGCCUUGCGUCACUGAGGCGCGACUUGUAGGCCACCGAACCGCUUCCCCGGAGGGCCUGAGCCGCAGGCGAAGCGGCGUAACUGCUGUGGGGACACGAUGCCUUGAACCUGUGGAUGUUGUAAGAAAUAAAUGACAUAAUACGGUACAUGGAAAGCACUUAGUUUGGAGUCUGACAUGUGGUAAGCAGCGAGGAAAUGUUAAGAAAAUUAAAUAAGGAGGUAUGUGAAGCAACACUUUUUCUGGAUUAUAAAAGACAUCAUUUCAUCAUGGGACAGCAAAUUUCGGAUCAGACACAGCUGGUUAUUAACAAGUUACCAGAAAAAGUAGCAAAACAUGUCACACUGGUUCGAGAAAGUAGCUCCUUAACUUACGAAGAAUUUCUUGGGAGAGUAGCCGAACUCAAUGAUGUAACUGCUAAAGUGGCUGCUGGCCAGGAAAAACAUCUUCUCUUUGAGGUACAACCUGGUUCUGAUUCCUCUGCCUUUUGGAAAGUGGUUGUACGGGUGGUCUGUACCAAGAUUAACAAAAGCAGUGGCAUUGUAGAAGCAUCACGGAUCAUGAAUUUGUACCAGUUCAUUCAGCUUUAUAAAGAUAUCACAAGUCAAGCAGCAGGAGUAUUGGCUCAGAGCUCCACCUCUGACGAACCUGAUGAAAACUCAUCCUCUGUAACAUCUUGUCAGACUAGCUUUUGGAUGGGAAGGGUGAAGCAGCUGACCGAUGAGGAGGAGUGUUGUAUCUGCAUGGAUGGACGAGCUGACCUCAUCCUGCCUUGUGCUCACAGCUUUUGCCAGAAGUGUAUUGAUAAAUGGAGUGAUCGACACAGGAAUUGCCCUAUUUGUCGCCUACAGAUGACUGGAGCAAAUGAAUCUUGGGUAGUGUCAGAUGCACCCACAGAAGAUGACAUGGCUAACUAUAUUCUUAACAUGGCUGAUGAGGCAGGCCAGCCCCACAGGCCAUGACCUUGUGGGAAGAGCUUCUUUUGUUAUUGUGGGCUACAAAUACAUUGUGGUCAUGGAGGAAGAAUGGAGGUACCUUCUGACACAGAUACAGAAAAACUAAUUUUUCCCAUCCUCUUAUUUUUGCUAUUCUGAUAAUGUGUCCCAUUUUUUAAAUAAACUUUCCAUGUCUUCCAUUCAUGGUAAACUAAAAUGUGGUACUGUUUUAGACUGUAUUUUAUCUGUUCUAAUAUGUAUUAGAACUAAUUGCUCUUGAAUCCUUUGCUAGCAAAUAACAGCAAUAUUUCCAGAGGCUUUGGACAAACUACAGAUUUUCAGAGCAGGUGUAUUCUGGAAUCUUUUUAGUUAGGUAUAAAAACUUGAAAUUUGAAAAUUUGCAACCAUCUGAGAGAAAAAUUUAAUGACUAAAAACAGACUAUGUGAAAGUACAUAUUACUACUUAAAACUAAUCUUUCUGCUGGAAUCUAAGGAGUGUGUAUUAUGCCCCCUUGUGGUUAAUUAUUGCUCCUUUGAUAAUUUUUACUUGAAGUGAGCCACAGUCUCAUAACUUUAUGUAACUUUAACAGUGUGUUUUUCAACUACAUAUUUUUUACUUUAAAGGUCAUUUUUUAUGAUAUAUAAUUUGGGUGAAGACUAUAAAGUUGGAACUUUGCCUUGUAAAUGAAUUUCUGCUGGAGAAUAUUCUUGGCUGUUCUGGAAAUGCCUUCCCAAAGGUGAAAAACUGUUUUAAGCAGCUUUAGAUAAUGUUCGUGCAUCCUGGAGUUUCAGAAGGAAAUUUUUCUUCACCACAAAUACAUACCCUUAUAUUUACAGAUUAUGAUGAGUAAUUCAACAUUGGUUUAUGGUGCUUUUACUUAAAUUUGAAGGCAUCUUUCUGAGGUUUUGAAGUCCUCAAAUUUCUUAGAUUAAGAGAACAUAGGACAAAAAAUAAAAAUAAAAUUAAAAAAUAAAAAAAAAAAAAGAGAACAUAGGACGAGGCUUUCUCACCAUAUAUAUGCAAAACACCUCUGCAAGCUAGGAGAUAAUUGGGCUGUCUCACUGUUUUCAUAAAGUCUCUAAAGGAAUAUAGCAAAAGUGGAAUUAUGUUUAGUAGCACCUCAACCAAUUUUUAGAUCUUGCUUAUGAAGUAAAAAUUUUAACAUUAACAUUUCAGCACAAAAUAAAACUAGGGCCUGAAGUCUCCUUUAAAACAAUAUUUUAACAUUCCAUGUAAAUUUUCUGACUUAUUCUUGGUAACUUGCAAAUACUACUAUUUUUCUAAGUACCAAGGUAUACCAACUUGCUGCUUAUUGAUGACAUAAAUUUUUGGAUAUUAAGAUUUUAGUAGGUAUGCAAAUAAAAUCCAUCUCAAGGGAAAAUGUCUAAUACAACUUGAUUUUGCCCCCAAAAGACUGAAAACUAAUCUAUUGAUAUUCAUGCUGAAUACCAAAUAGUUAAAUACUCACUUUUGUUGGUUUAUACAGGUGGAGUUCUGGGGACUGUAUGAUACCUGGUAGUACACCUAAUGGCUAUAUAAUCUUGAGAAAAUAUCUUACUCUUGUUUGUAGCUUCCUCCUUUAGAAACAGAUUUUUAUCUGUGGUUUUCAUAAUAUUUCAUCAGUGAAACCUUUUUUUUCCCACAGUAAAAUCUUAAAACCCUUGGGCCGGGGAUUUAGCUCAGUGGUUUCACUGUUUGCUGCACAAGCGCAAGGACCCAAGUUCGAUCCCCGGUACCAAAAAAAAAAGAUCUUAAUACCCUUAUACACAUGUGUACAUGCACACACCCUACUCAACUACAUAAAUCAUAUUAAUAUAAAUUCCCUUUAUGUACUCCAGUGAGUAAAUAUUAAGUCAACCAGUGAAAAUACAUGAUGUACAGCUGGUAUAGAAUAUAUUAGAAUUUGUUGAGUAAUAAUUUUGAUAGUUGUUUAAAAAAAUUGGGGUGGGGUCAAAAGUUUUAAUUCAAGUCAAUUUACAUAUCCCUGAAUCUUCUCCAUUGAUUCUUCUAUGAAAAGAACUUUGUGAUAAGUGAUCCUCUGAGAUGUUCUCCAACUCUAAAAAUUUUAAAUUGUCUUUUUGGAUUAGACUUGCUGUGUUUAAUUCAGAUUGCCUAACUUUAAAGUGUUUCUGAAAAUGAACAAUGUGACUUUACAAGUUUUGGGGUCUUUCCAAUAUAGCUAAUGAUUUAUUUUAUCCCCAGAAUCCUUCACCCUUAAAGGGAUUAUGGGGUGAGCCCAGUGACUUGAUGUUGCCUGCACCUUUUUAUCUUACAAUAUGAGCUCCAAGACACUAACUGAUCUACUGUGAAAUACAAAAUGUCUUAUACUAGCCUUAUCAAAUAAAUGAACAUGGGUCUCGGCUCACUUCAUUAAAACUGGGUGAUAAUUCUUGAGCUGUGAAUGUUAGGUAGGGUCUACUGUAAUAUCUAACCAUAAAUGUUGUAAAUUUGUUUAAUAGAUGAAAUUACAUUUUUUUCUACUCUGUACAGCUUUGUCUUUUUUAAAUAUGAAGUACUUAAAUGCAUUUACUAUGAUAGGAAAUAUGUGUGCCUUCUAGGUUUUGUGAAAUGGUCUCAUGUCGUCUAAGGAAUUUGUCUUAUAAAUUAUACAGUGUUCUCUAUCCUAACUCAGUAACAAAACGUUUACUCAAAAUGCUGUAGAACUUUAGUUUGAGAAAAUAAGUUUGACUAGUGCAUUUAGAGGUUGAUGGUAGUAGUAUCUGUUUUAUUCUUAGGAGAAAAUGAUAAAUUGUGCAAUAAAUAAUCUUUAGCAAGAAGUUUUUGCUAACUUCAAAUAUUUUUUUCUUAUCAUGUAAUUUCACUUCCUUGUAUACUAAAUAUUUAUAUUCCUUAGAGGACUAUUUUAUAUUGUGCUCUGGGAGGGGUGUGAUGUUUAUGUGCUAUGUCUUGAGAUUAAUUUCAAAUUGGGCUUGAUUUCCUUAUAUCUAAUAUAUAUCUAGAUAAUGACUCCUUGGAAAUAUCUUUUGGUUCAGUGAUUUUAAUAUUAGGAAGUUGAUUCAUUAAAAGGCAGUCUGGAGAAUUUGCA